Messenger RNA from Mixia osmundae IAM 14324, 1443 nucleotides. RefSeq lists its product as uncharacterized. Lineage: Eukaryota; Fungi; Basidiomycota; Mixiomycetes; Mixiales; Mixiaceae. Bases 1 to 1443 code for a protein of 480 amino acids. Gene Ontology annotation, molecular function: protein binding. The transcript is spliced from 2 exons. The record is from RefSeq and is a predicted model, not a curated record.
AUGAGCAUGCAAGCUCAAGAAGCCCUCGAAGAAAGCAUCCUCGUACUCGGUGAGGACUCGGAUCUUAGCUCGCCAGGAUCGCACCAUUCACCCGCCGACGAGAUAGCAAACGCAAUGGCUUCGACUGCGCUGGACAGCACCGCCAAGAAUGUCGUUUUCAAGAUUUCUGGUCCGGCGCACGUACACGACAAUCAGGAACGCAUCACCAGGAAGAUCUCGUUCGCCGCGAGCGAGAGUGACAAGCCGACCUGGCCAAUGCUUGCUCGCGCUAUUCGACUCUACUGUCCUACCGAACCUGCCCGUCGCUUCGGCGUCACAUGGACCGACGAAGAUGGCGACGAGAUUGCAGUAUCAACUGAUGCCGAACUGCGCGAGUGCUAUACCUCGUAUAGCGCAAGCUAUGACGACAAAGAUCACCAAACGCUUAUCGACUACCUCGCCUCUGAAAAGCAAGACAAGCCCUUUGUCAUUCGUUUCGAACUCCUUCAGCUCGACAAGCCAGUCCUCGGCGGCCCUUCGAAUGACGACCCUCCUGAGAUGCCCCUCGAGCCGCCUACUGGUCCUCACCCUGGUCAUGGUCGCAGUGGCCGUGGUGGUCGUGGCGGUCCGAGAGGCGGACGUGGAAGAGGACCCUGGCACGGUCAUCACGACCACUCGCGACGUGGGCCUCGUGAUGGUCCUCCUAGCGACCUCGGCUCGUCUGUCGAAAGCUUCAUCAACUCCAUCCGAGGCAUCGUCGAUCAGGCAGGUCCAGAACUGCAGACUGCUGUCCAGGCGAUCGUCAGCGACGCACUCGAUCUUGCAGCAGACACUGUCGCUCCUACUGUUUCCGAUAGCGAGAGUGAUCUAGAAGGUGAACCAACCCGCAAUGCGUCUGAUCUCUCGCGCAAUAUCAUCGAAAGCAUCGGGCAGGUCAUCCAAGGCGCACUCGGACAAACACGUGCUGGCGAAGAACCACCUUUCCCUGGCAUGCCGAGACACCACGGACGUGCACACUUCGGUCAUGGACACCCGCCGCCUCCACCUCAUCGUGCUGGUCCACCGCACCGCCACGGACAAGUACCUCCGCCCGCGACUUUCGGCAUGCCACCGUUCCUCGUCCAGAUGUUCGGCGGACCUCCUCACCCACCUUUUGCACCCCAUCCGCCUUUCGGGGGCCCUCAUCACGCACCGCCUCACCACGGUCCGCCAGGAGAGCCAGAAUUCGAUGGCCCACCUCGUCACUCGCCCUUCCAUGGACCUCCUCAUAGCGGUCCUCGCGGUGAUUUCCCUGGCCGUCGCCACGGUUGCCAUGGUCCCCAUGGCAUGCCCCACGGCAGAGGUCGUCGCGACCAUCACGAGCCUCCUCGCGAGCGUCAUGGGCGUCAUGAGCAUCAUCACGGCUCACGUCCCAGCCAUCGCAUGCCUGUCGACUCUGACUUCGAUUGCGAUGAAGAAUAUUGA